Messenger RNA from Toxotes jaculatrix (banded archerfish), 3204 nucleotides. RefSeq names its product E3 SUMO-protein ligase CBX4-like. NCBI's taxonomy places the organism in Eukaryota, Metazoa, Chordata, Actinopteri, Toxotidae. Gene Ontology annotation, biological process: negative regulation of DNA-templated transcription. The coding region runs from base 197 to 1939 and encodes 580 amino acids. The transcript has 5 exons. The record is from RefSeq and is a predicted model, not a curated record.
ACUCGGCUGCAGAGCGAGUCUCUCCGAGGGGCAAAGCGAGGGAAGAGGCGCAGUGAAAAUAAGAGGAGGGGGGCUCUUGUGUUUCACAUCAGAGGAGCACAGUGUGGGGAAAAACGGUCUGAAAGCGAGGAGAAGGUGUCAGGUACCUAAAGCAGAGGGGAAAAAAACAGAAGAGCCGCUUCUCUUGUAUCGGAAAAUGGAGCUACCCGCCGCGGGAGAGCACGUCUUUGCGGUGGAGAGCAUCGAGAAGAAGCGCAGCAGAAAGGGGAGGGUUGAGUAUCUGGUCAAGUGGCGGGGAUGGUCUCCAAAAUACAACACUUGGGAACCAGAGGAAAACAUUUUGGACCCCAGACUGCUUGAUGCUUUCCAAGACAGAGAACGUCAAGAGCAGAUGAUGGGAUAUCGCAAGAGAGGACCCAAGCCCAAGCACCUACUGGUUCAGGUCCCCUCAUUUGCCCGAAGAUCCAAUAUUCUGGCCGACCUUCAUGAGGUGUCUCUGGACGAGGACAGCUGUCAGAAGUCCAACCCUAUCCAAAUGCUCCGUCCCCAGGGCCAGCAGUACCAGCUGAACAGCAAGAAGCACCACCAGUACCAGCCACUGAGCAGGGAGCGUGAUGCCGAGCAGCAGACCAACGGCAAGAAGUUCUACUAUCAACUCAACAGCAAGAAGCACCACCACUACCAGCCGGACUUCAUGGUGCAUGAGCCCAUCUUUGCUAAGCCCCGAGACAUCAAAGCCCCAGAGCUGCCCAACCAAGGGCACAAUGUUCCUCCAGUAGUGCAGCAAAAGUGGUUUCGGGACAAAGACUCAGGCUGCCUGACCAAAGUGAAGGAUAUCACUAUGGAGCUGAAGAAACUUCCAGCUGACCUCAACGGGCAUAAAGAGCCAGAGAAGGUAAAACCCAAAGAGGAUGCUUUGCCACAAUCUAAUGGUGUUAGCAGCAGCAAGCUAAAGAUAGUGAAGAACAAAAACAAGAACGGACGGAUUGUUAUUGUCAUGAGCAAGUACAUGGAAAACGGGAUGCAAGCAGCUAAAAUUAAAAAUGGUGAUUCUGAAACUGCUGAAAAGCCGCCGCAAGGAACGGACAACAGCGCAGAGAACAACCUCGAAAAGAUGAAACUUGUCAAGAAGCUCAGCCUCAUGAAUGGAUUUACAAAAAACCCCAAAGACAAACCAACUGUUCCAAAUUCUGGAUUUAACUUAGAUUGCCCCAAAGAAAAGCAACAGUCCCCCAAAAGGGAGCCAACUGUGACGGAACAGGAUAAACAUGUCGGGGUCAAGGGUCAGGGGCAGCUUCCAACGGAUCAGCCUUUACAAUUGACAACCAAGCCUAAUCUGCUCACCCUGCCUUUGGAUAGCAGAGUCCCCAUCGCUCUGGACAACAGAGGAACCCAAGGUGGAUUUCAAGGACUAAAGCGACACCUCUCUGACACGGACUGUGAAGAGCAUGGGAGCAGUAAGAGGUUUUUGAGCUCCAGGAGUAUCAGUGUUCCAAACACGGGAUCUUCACCCACCCAAAGCAUCAGCAUCGACCAAAAUGGACACAGGAGUCACAUUGGACUGCAGGUCUGUGGGUAUGCAGACCAAGAGGAGCCCAUCGACUUGAGUAUUGUCAAAUCCAGGUCUAAAGCUGCAGCUUCCACAGUGACCCAGCCUGAAAGACACACCCAAGCUGAAACUCUAACACACGGGCAAGAUGAUACAGACGCACAAGCUGAAACACAAACACAGGUGGACGCAGAAACAGACACACAGCCCCAGACUGAAACGCAAAAAGCUGCAGAGAAGGUGAAAGUUGACUCACUGUCUGUUUCUAACAACGAAAAGAAAAAGGAGGAGACGUUUCCCUCCUUCCAACCUUUCCUUGGGAAUAUAGUGAUCACAGACAUCACGACGAACUGCCUCACCGUUACCUUUAAGGAAUACGUAACAGUGUAACAGAGCUGGAUACCAACUGUGUAACUGUAUAAAUGUACAUGGGAAAUAUUUGAUUUUCAGAUGCUUGAAUGUACAAAUGAACCCUUGAUGUCGUUUUCAUUUUGUAUAGUUCAGAUAAAAGAAUUGAUCUUUUAUUGCAUUAUUUGCGUAUUUCUUCUUAUAAGCUCUACCUGUUGUUAAAUCUGGAGAUUUUAUCACACGCAGUAUCUAAUUUCAGCAAUUUCGAUCUUAGUUUAAAAAGCAAAAUUAGAUCAAAUAGAUGUUGGAACUUUAAUUGAAGAUGCACUUAACUCCUGUAAAUACUCUUCACUUUUCUAUGGAUGUAAUUUGAUUUAUACACUCAACUGUCUACAUCUCAGAUAAGGUUAAAAAUGUAGGCUAUAUGAAGAAUUUUGUAAGGAAGAAAAAUUAUAUUGACUUAUGGUAAAUUACACUGUGUCUGUCUGUGUGUGUGUGUGAGUGUGUGUGUGAUUGUGUGUGUGUGUGAUGGACAGGUUUAAACAAGGCUAUGUGCUGCUUGGACAGAUUAUGCCGUUAGACAUGCUUAAACAGGCAGAUAAAGAAAAAUAAAGCGCCUUUGUCAAUAAAUGUGAUUUGCGUUGAAAGGGAUGAGGUGGUUUUUAGAAGAUUAUUAAUGUUUCAUGUAUGCGCCUGUUAUCUGGUCUCUGUUCAAAGUGAUUUCUGACUCACGCAUCUCGAGAUCUAACAUUGAGCACAAGUCAUUUCCAUUAAGACAGUUGAUAUACAACCAUAUGAUCAUAUUUAUUUUCAUAUUUUGCAACAGUGUAGUGAAAAACUGAAAUGGCUUUUUUUUCAUUAUACUGAAUGAUAUCUGUCUCUAACCCGUGUUAUCUCUGCCAGCUGAGCUGUGUAAUCCAACAGACUAGUAUCACCAGCUCCAUGAAUCAACCUUCUCCCAUUCUCUGGCACCUUGACCUGUGUAUGAUACACAGUUAUGUGAGGAGACUAAAUGCGGUUUUCAUAAGAAGAUAUAAAAUAUUUGUGUCAUAUUUUAUUUAACUUUUCCAACAGAUUGGUAAGUAAAACUAUGUAAAAGCACAUGUUCUUGUCAUGAUCGGAUCUGUUGCCUUAUGUCACACAGGCCUCCUCUCCUUGUUGAAGAGAUCCCUUCCAGCACUAUGUGAUCUGAGGUGCAGUGAACUGUGAGAACAUUGAUGAGAUGCACUUUCGAUGUUUUAUCUGCAGACUGAAAAGUGAAGGCUUCCUAUGAUACGUUUUGCAAUAAUAAAAUUGUUUGCAGUUGA